Messenger RNA from Closterium sp. NIES-65, 2115 nucleotides. Lineage: Eukaryota; Viridiplantae; Streptophyta; Zygnematophyceae; Desmidiales; Closteriaceae. The record is from the annotation of a GenBank genome assembly.
AUGGCUGCCGUACUGCUGCAGAGCGAGGUAGCUGCGGGGGUAGAGGGUCACACGGACGAGCAGAAGGAGAAGGGGGAGCGGACGCAGAAGAGGGGGCAGAAGGAGAAGGGCGAGCAGAGGGAGAAGAGGGGGAGGAAGAAGGGACUGUCUAAGGAAAAUGGAGGAGAAGAAGAGGAGUGGGGCAUGAGGGGAGAGUGUAAGGCAGGCAGAGGGAUGAGAAAGGGUGGUAGCACAGGGAAGCAAGAGCAGAGCAGGAAGCACAAGGGACAAGGCACAGGGAAGGAAGAGAGUGGGAGGAAGAGCAGGCAAGGAGAGCCGAGGCGAUUGCAAGAGCAGACCAAGAUGCAGCAGCACCGGCAGCAGCAGUCCCCCAUCCCUGCCAUCCCCCCUCGUUCCGUCUCUACAAGCUCCAUCCCCACUCUCACUCCUGAAACCCACUCGCUUCCAUCUCACGCGUGCCAUUCCAUCUCACCACCCUGUGCCUCUCUCUCGCACUCUCCUGAGUCCGAGUCCCCCAUCCCUGCCAUCCCCACUCGUUCUGUCUCUACGAGCUCCAUCCCCGCUCGCACUCCUGAAACCCACUCGCUUCCAUCUCACGUAUACCAUUCCGUCUCACCGCCCUAUGCUCCUCUCUCACACGCUUCUGAAACCAUAGCACCCUUUCCGACCUCCCCAACAGCCCCACCCACACAGCCCUACCAUCCGAGCUCCACGUCAGGCGAACCACAUUCUUACAAUCCGUUAUCAUCACACCUGCACCAGUCACACCUGCACCAGUCACACCUGUACCAGCCACAUCCAUACCAGCCCGUGUCAGCUCAUCCGUUGGCUCUAUCCCACACCCACUCAACCCUCUCCCACGCAAUCACAACCCCAUCCCAUGCGUUCACAUCCCACGCACUCACAUCCCACACAGUCACAGCCCCCACCCCCUCCCUGCUCGCCCUGCGCUACGUAACCGCCCUGGAGGAGCGAAACCGCCUCUCAGCAGCCAAGCUCUCUCAAUCCGCCCUCUCAGUGUCCCUCCACGCCCAACACUUAGCCGCCACAGACCGUUCCAAUCACCUCAUGGCUCAGAAGGUCGAGCUUUCCAAAGGGGAGAAGGUGAGGAGGGAGCAGGAGGGGCGGGAGAGGAGAGGUCGGGAGGAGCUAGCUGGGUUUGCCAGGGCGUGUGCGGAUGAGUUGGUCGCAGGGUUGCUGGUGAUGCUGGUGGUGAUUGGAGCGACUGGGUGGAGGUUUGCAGGGGAGAGGUUAGCUGCUGGUGUGGCGGCUUGUCAGAAUCGGCACGAUCCUGCGUUGGACGCUUCGUCUUUUCUCGGGGUUUCGUUCUCCCGCCCGGACCGGUCGCUGGUGACAUGGCUGCGUCUGAUUGGGUGCAAGCUGACUGUUGCCGGGCAGAUGCUGCUGGCGUUCCUGGUCACGUUGGCUACUACUUAUAUCAUGUUGCUCAAUAACGUGGCUGCUGCUACAGGGGCGGGUAGUGCCCACUCCCGCCCGGCUACCACCAUAGUGCUGUGUCUGGGGUGCGUGUGCGGUUACUUUGGGUUCUAUGCGGUGCGGCUGGCAGGGGGGGAUGCGGUGGUGUGGCUGGUGUGUUGGGAGGGGCUGUGUGUGCUGCAUGCCAUGGUGGCCUGGCGGAAAGAGCAGCUGUUUCGAGUGCUGUAUGGGCGCAGGGCGGAUAACAGAGGGAAUACUGGGAGGGGCAGCACAAGGGGCGUGAGUUGGAAGGGGCACGGCAUUGGGAAGUUGGUGGGGGGCGUGUGGAGGCGGAUGGCUGAGAUCGUGACAGCUGUCAUGGAUGAUGACGUGGAUGGGCUGGUGAUGGGGCGCUGGUGGGCGGCAAACAGGCGAGGGUCGGACGACGUUAUGCGCUUUAUUGGAGCGCUCUUUAGUGAGGUUUGGAUGAUGGCAGCAGGUUGUGUAUGGCAGUGGGAGGCCAGGGAGCAGGAGCGAGGUUGGGAUGGGUUGAAUGGGCAAGGGUAUGGACACAGCAGCCUUCUUGGUGCUUCUGCUCCUAAGGCUGGUGUGGGUGCAGAGUCGUUUAGCACAGCAGGUGCAUCGGCAGGGGCUGGUGGUGGUGGUGGUAUGGCACGAUACUGGGAAGAUGAUUUGUAG